AUGCAACAUUUGUUUAAGCUUAUUGAGGAAGAAGGUUAUGUUUAUUGGAGUAGAAAAAGAGAUGACUCUGAAGUAGUUAGAGAUAUCUUUUGGGCUCAUCCAGAUUCAGUUAAGUUGUUGAAUAUUUUUCCUAUUGUGCUAGUUAUGAACAACACUUACAAGACAAACAAAUAUAGGCAACCUCUGUUUGAAAUUGUUGGCAUGACAUCAACCGAGUUGACUUUUGCUGUCGCAUUUGCCUAUAUUGAGUCUGAGCAAACUGAGACUUUUUGCUGGGUGCUAGAUAAGCUUAAACAAUUGUUUGUGAAGAAAGAGUUGUGUCCACAAGUGAUUUUGACAGAUAGAGAUUUUGCUUUGAUGAAAGCCAUUGAAAUUGUGUUUCCAAGGUCGAUCAAUAUGCUAUGUCGAUUUCAUAUUAACAAGAAUGUUGGUGCAAAAUGGAAACAAUAUGUGGCUAGUGACAUGCAAAAGAAAAUUGACGAAUUAUGGACGGAUGUUGUAUGGGCUAGUGAUGAGGUUGAGUAUGAUCAAAGGUUGAACCAACUUGAGCAGGCGUGUGUUGAUUGUAAUGAAUUUAUUGAUUAUGUGAAGGACACAUGGUUGACACCACAUAGACAAAGAUUUUUUGGACCAUGGAUUAAUCGAGUGCUACAUUUAGGUAACACUACGACUAAUGGGGUUGAGUCUGCUCAUUGGAAGUUAAAGCAAAUGUUAGGGAACAGUAUUGGUGACAUGGUCAAAUGUUGGGAGGCUAUAAAUGACAACUUAAAGUUACAAUUGAGUAAUAUUAGAGCUUCUUUUCAAAAGAGUUUUUAUGAAGUUGAGCACGCCCACAUAAGUCCAUUUUACAAUAAUUUACGUGGUUCAGUGUCUCGAGAUGCAUGGAGACACAUUGCUGAAGAGUUAAAACGAGUUGAUUAUGUUGGAACUAACAAGGAAAUAUGUCGUUGUACUCUUAGAACAACCUACAGAUUACCUUGUGCUUGUGAGUUGACAGGAUAUAGAAUUGAUGGUUUACCGAUACCAAUAGAUGCUGUACAUGUUCAUUGGAGAAAACUAAGUAUGGAGGUUAAGUUGGACGAAGAUGUAGAUGAUGGAUCAAAGGUGGAUAUGAGUAGUGCAAUAGAUGAGUUAUGGAAAAGGUUUAAGUCAUUGGAUGUUGUUGGGAAAAGGGCAUUAAAAAGUAGGGUUUUUGAACUUGCCUUCCCUACAAUGACUUCUAUGUUUCCACCACCUGAGAAAAUAAAAACUAAAGGGGGAGUCAAGAAGAAAGACAAAAAACCAGUAGGAUAUGAUGUUUAUAGAGACCCUUCGUAUCACGAGUAUGUUGAUCUAGCAUCUCAAUCUUCACAGAUGCAAUCUCAACCAUCACAAACUUCGAAGAAAUUGAAAUUAUCACAUUCUUCACAAAAGAAAUCUCAACCAUCACAGGCUUCGAAAAAGUUGAAAUUAUCACAAUCUUCACAGUUAUCUAAGCAGUUCAUCCUUCAAUUUCCUAAUCACAUCAGGUCAUAUAUUGAUGAUGUAGUUAAUGUUGUAUCAGAUGGUAAUUGUGGAUUUCGAGUCAUUACUUCAUUGCAUGGAUAUGGUGAAGAUGGUUGGCCAAUGGUUCGUCGAGACUUGGGUUUGGAAAUAAUACAUAAUGAAAGAUCAAGUUUGUAUGUCAAUUUAUUUACUGAUCAGUUAGCAGUAGUGAGAGAAUCUUUGAUGAUAGAGGAAUUUGGUCCUCAGCCACAACAUAAAUGGUUAAUUCUACCAGAUAUGGGUUACGUGAUAGCGAAUUGUUAUAAUGUUGUACUUGUCUGUUUAGGAAUUGAAUGCUGGACUUUCUUCCCUAUGACAUCUUCAUUUUCACCGAAUGUAGCAAUUUACUGCAUUAGUUUUGUAAACAGAAAUCAUUGGGUUCAGGUAAACAUGAAAGAAGGGUUUCCAUUUCCACCAGUGACAGAAGAUUGGAAGAAGUUUCGUUCUCCAGCAGCAACAUCUUGGAUGAUAGGAUUUGCAGGACGUCUACAACAUUGGCAACAACUUACGCCUAUAUUACCAACGCAUUAUGAAUUAUAA
This is a messenger RNA of Lathyrus sativus (Indian pea), 2064 nucleotides long. The record is from the annotation of a GenBank genome assembly. NCBI's taxonomy places the organism in Eukaryota, Viridiplantae, Streptophyta, Magnoliopsida, Fabales, Fabaceae.